GUGAUUCGAGAAGCUGUCAAGGCUGUAGGCUACGACAGCGAUGAGAAGGGCUUGGACUGGAGGACGAUGAAUGUCAUUGUGGCAGUCGAAGACCAGGGCCCAGACAUUGCAGCUUCUUUGGCAAGUCAGCGGCCAAAGAUCACUGACGACCAGGCCAUAGUCGUCGGUUAUGCCACAGACGAGACCGAGGAAGCGAUGCCGAUGUCUCACGCCCUGGCCACGAAGAUGUGCGGGCAGAUGGAUCAGCUCAGGCGAGAUGGAGUGCUGACGUGGCUUCGACCAGAUGCUCGCGUGCAGGUGACCAUGGAGUACAAGGCUGACUCGGAUGGUGCACUGCUUCCCCAACGUGUGCACAGCAUUUCCGUCAUCUACAGCCACAUACCAGAGGUGAAGCCUGCAGCUGCAGAGAAAGACCUCACCGAGCAGGUUGUCAACGUUGUGGUUCCCGAGCGGUUUCUUGAUAGAUUUGCCAUGACCACUAUCAUCGACUGA
This is a messenger RNA of Symbiodinium pilosum, 492 nucleotides long. The record is from the annotation of a GenBank genome assembly. NCBI's taxonomy places the organism in Eukaryota, Dinophyceae, Suessiales, Symbiodiniaceae.